This is a messenger RNA of Lasiodiplodia theobromae, 1860 nucleotides long. RefSeq names its product Major facilitator superfamily transporter. NCBI's taxonomy places the organism in Eukaryota, Fungi, Ascomycota, Dothideomycetes, Botryosphaeriales, Botryosphaeriaceae. Bases 1 to 1860 code for a protein of 619 amino acids. The transcript is spliced from 4 exons. The record is from RefSeq and is a predicted model, not a curated record.
AUGGAACGACUCAGUCGAAGCGAAAACGGCCUUAAGCUGCCGCAGUUUGAGGCCAUCGACCUGAGCGACUGGAAACGCACGCCUACCGACGACUGCCCGGACCCCGACCGCAGCUUCCUCUAUGCUCCGCCGAGCGCCUACUCGACUCUUCCGCGCGACAACCUCAGCCCUGAAGAUGAGAACCCGCUGCGCGCCCGUCGCUACAGCCGCAAGAUCGAGGAAAGCAGCCGCUUCGGAAUAUGGACCCUGAUCCUCCUGCUGCUGGCCAUCAUCAUGGUCGUGCUGACCGCCCUCUACUCGACCGGCUCGGCCAAGUCCUUGAUGAGAGGCAAGAUCUUUGCCACGUCGUCCAGCAACGCCAUCCUGCUCCUCCGCAUCCUCACCGAACUCUGCGCCGUCAUCCUGAGCGCCCUGGUCAUCGUCGUCGUCGAGGACUUGCAAUGGGCCCUGGCCUCCAGGCCCGAGGGUGUCAGCCUACUGCACUUUGUUGGCCUUGACUCGGGCACCGGAGUGUGGGGUUUGUGUCGGUUGCUGGCGACGGCCGACUGGAGGCAGAAGUACUCGAGCGCUUUCCGCCUUCUGGUCAUUCUUUCAAUCCCCCUUCCUGGUAUCAUUCUCAUGGGCGACAUUAACAUUGAGCUGGUCUUCUUCCCCGAGAAAACGUACCAAGUGGCCGCUGGGCUUUCGGAUUUCAACGCUUCGUACAUAUCACAGUUGACCGCCGUAUCGACCACGGCACUCUUGGUCCAGAUGGGCAACCCCAUCUGGUCGGAUCGGGAAUCCGUAUCCGUCGAUCCUCUGGGUCCAGGCAGGGGGCACUGUACCGCUUCUAACACUUCGUCGGCCUGGGUGCCGUGCGAAGAAUCCUACUUCAUGUCCGGUGGCUUCAACUCCAUCUCUCCGCAGGCCGACGAUCUUGCCAGCUACCCGGAAUCCAAGGCUUACGUUGUUCCGCAAGUGAAAGGCUACCAUGUAGAGUACGGCACCGUCCACGACAUCAAGGCUCUCCACGAUGACGGCAACUGUCAUCUGAUUGGAAGUGCCGCCGCCGCUGCAUACUGGUGCUCCGCCCUCGGCUCCGACCAGGAACUGCUUUUCGGCUCAGCCUACUGUCCCAUAUCUCUACAACUAAACAGCAGCUGCCUAAACUCCACGUCCUGGACCUCCGAGCUAGAUAUCGCCACCUCCAUGUUCGUCUACCGCCGCUUCGCAACCGUCAACUUCUCGCGCACCAACUUCUCCAUCCUCUCCCUCACCGACCUCUCGGAGCCCAAGCAAUUUCCCAUCUCGCUUGAGGAUUACAUGCUCGCCCUCUCCUCCGUCGUUCCCGGCUUCAACACGAGCGCCGACGUCAAAGGCGACAACUCGCAGCUGGCCGCCUACGCCGUGACCGCCCUCCCCAUCAGCGACAGCCAGGUCGCCAAGAAGAUUUCGCUCAAGGCCAUCCGCAAGGCCAUGUCCGUGCCGCUCGAUUACUUUCAGGCCAACUACUUCGCCCCGGGCCCCAACAUCUGGGAGCUCGAAACGCCGCGCUCUGGUCUGGACGAGGACAUGUACACCGACCUCAGCAUUUCCAUCCUCUCGCACCAGGUCGUCGCCGGCCAAGUGUCGAGAUGGCUGUUCGUUGCGAGCGCCAGCGCCUUGAUCCUCAUCUGCGCCGCCGCCAUCGUCGCAACCAUACGAAUAUGCGAGCGCAGGCCGCAGCGCUGCGGCUACCCGUCGUUGGAUUUCGCCGCCGUCUGUGCCAGGGGCUCGACGGAUGGAAACGGCCUGCACAGAUCGCUGACGCGGCUGGGAGAGCGCCCGAGCAAGUUUGAGGUCGCGAGCAGGAUCAAGGGCGAGCGCAUCGUUUUGAGGUAG